Cyclocybe aegerita is the source of this 1149-nucleotide messenger RNA. The record is from the annotation of a GenBank genome assembly. Lineage: Eukaryota; Fungi; Basidiomycota; Agaricomycetes; Agaricales; Hemipholiotaceae.
AUGGCCACCAAUAUCUACUUCCACCCAGGAUCUGUCACCAAUGAGGAGCGCACGAAGCUCUUGAAGCAAAGGGGGGCAACGAUUUGGCUGACCGGCCUCAGUGCUAGUGGAAAAUCCACGAUUGCAUGCGCACUCGAGCAGCACCUCCUGCACCUGCACAAGUUCACCUACCGUCUGGACGGCGACAACGUGAGAUUUGGUCUGAACAAAGAUCUCGGCUUCGACGAAAGGUCGCGGAACGAAAAUAUUCGGCGCAUUGGGGAGGUAGCCAAGCUAUUCGCAGACGGAGGUUGCAUCGUUGUCACCGCUUUCAUUUCCCCAUACCGCGCCGACAGGGAUGUAGCUCGUCAGCUUCAUGCACAAGCGUCCAUCCCCUUUGUCGAGGUCUUUGUCGAUGCCCCGCUGGAGGUAGUUGAGGAGAGGGACCCAAAGGGGUUGUACAAGAAGGCAAGGGCGGGUGAAAUAAAAGACUUCACUGGUAUCUCUGCCCCGUAUGAAGCGCCCCCGUCACCAGAAAUCCACAUCAAGACCAAUGAGAUUGAAGUCGCUGAUGCCGUUCGUAUAAUUGCCGAAUAUCUUACAAACAAUAGAGUGGCGAUCUCGCAAGGUCCUGGAGUAUGUCAUCGACAUCGCCCUCAACAUUCCGAACGACGUAUAAAGGUACCCUUGUCGCCCGGCAUGUCUCUCGUCGUUCCCGAGGCCCACCAACAAUUUCAACACAUUCUCCGUCUCCUCAACACUAAUGUCGACGGCAAGCGCAAAAUCAUGUACGCCCUGACCGAGAUCAAGGGUGUUGGUCGUCGUUACUCCAACCUGGUCUGCAAGAAGGCCGAUGUAGAUCUCAACAAGCGAGCUGGAGACCUCAACUCGGACGAGCUCGAACGACUUGUUACAAUCAUUCAAAACCCCACCCAAUUCAAGAUCCCGACAUGGUUCUUGAACAGGCAGAAGGACAUCGUCGAUGGCAAGAACUCGCAAAUUCUUUCGAACGCGGUUGACUCGAAGCUGCGUGAUGAUCUCGAGAGGCUGAAAAAGAUCCGGGCACAUCGUGGUUUGCGGCACUUCUGGGGCCUGCGGGUGCGAGGACAGCAUACCAAGACGACAGGUCGUCGUGGUAAGACCGUCGGUGUGUCGAAGAAGCGCGGCUAG